Molecule: messenger RNA, 1209 nt
Organism: Cladocopium goreaui
Lineage: Eukaryota; Dinophyceae; Suessiales; Symbiodiniaceae
Source: the annotation of a GenBank genome assembly
GUUGUGACAUUUCUUCGACUGGCAUCUGUUUGUUUUACACAAAAAGUUCUGGCAAAACAGGCCGUCCUGCUUCUGAUGGUUGGGGAGCUGCUAGUGAGAUCGCUGUGAAGACAAGAUUGCUUGGAUUGCAGGCACCGUGACCAUCCCCAUCAGAUGGCUUGCCACGACGAUCUGCUCAAGUAAUUUGUUGUUCGGUCCGCUGUGCCUGUGCCAUUCAUCUCAGUGUGUCGCCAUGCCUUGCGGCCGAAAGUGCUUGGUGUUGCUGACCCUGGCCCUGACGAGUCGUGCAGAGGACGCUGCUGGUCAUUUGCGAGGCCCUUCGAAAGAGGAUGCCCCUGCGACCCCUUCGGCCCCUGCUGACCAUGGGCUGACUGAGUUGGUCAGGUUGAUUGAGUUGCCGGAUGCGAGCGGGUUGCCAGACACCCCAGGGCCAUACAAAGAAGUGCCAAGUGAUGCUGAUGCCGGAAAGCCAACAGCUGCUGUGAAGGAAUGGAGGUCCAAAGUUCCCAAUGCCACUCAUGGCAGUUUGGGCAGCUUGGUCUCGUUGCAAGCUUGGCAGGAUUAUCAGUUCUGCAAUGUUCACCAGACAGGUUUCUUCUGCGAUGGCCUCACUCGCAUUCGUUGCUGCAAGUUGGAGAAUGGCUAUGCCAAGUGUGGUUCAGCGGCAAACUCAAGCACUUGCGGAGCUGAGAAGCCAGAGAAGUCUGAGCAGCCUAAGCAGCCUGAGUCUUCCAAGCAGAAGGCCCUUUGGUUUUAUCCUCCAGCUGGGUACCCUGCAUAUCCCGGAUAUCCCGGUGGCAGCGGUGGCUGGCACAUUCACCAGGGCUGGCAUGUCAGCAGCUAUUGCCAAUCGCAUCAUGUGGGCUCCUUUUGUCGCAGUCACAGUAUUAUCCACUGCUGCAACGAUUUUGGGCACUAUGUAGAGUGCAACUCUGCAUUCUCUGAUAGCGGCCGAUGGUGUUAGUCACUUUAGGUUUUGAUAGAGUCUUGAUAGAGUCUUGAUAUGUCUUGAUAUGUCUUGAUAUGUCUUGAUCUCUGAUUGAUGUCUGAUUUUGCAAUUGACUGGAUUGUAAAGUUCAGAGUUUAGUCCUUUGCAAGUCUCUUGCGCCUUUUGAGCACCGACCUUGCAGCUGUACAGCACCUGUUAAUCGGUGGUUUUCUGUCACCUGAAGGUGAACCUGGGAGAAGGAUGGAGAAGGAACAUGUUCG